CACCAACGCGUGCUAGUAAGGCUUGCUUAUCGGUGCUUUCGGGCGCUGCUGGUUGACGGUCGCAUGUUGGUUUGGGCGUAACCAUUUUAUCCUACUUGCAGGUCCAUUGUACCUCAGGAACGUCAAUGACCGUCCCUUCCUGCUGAGCUUCACAGCCCUUGUUGCUUUAACGGUGUCCUUGUGGUCUUUGGUCGUCAUUGGUUCCCGCCUUUUUCUUUUGUGCCGCUAUCUCGGGGAAUCUGUUGUCGUAGAAAAAAGUCUCACCGACCCUUACGGCCCCGAGUGGAUAAAAAGUAAAUCACCGUCAUCCUCCCUCUCACCUCUAUCAAAUAGCGGAUUGUUUAGCACUACGAGCUAUUGUGUGAGAGCGAGCGGCUAAAGCCUUGGUGGGCUGAGAACAGGCGUACACGCUGGUUUCUCCCACGAGUGGCGUGGUCGUCCUGUCCAAGUAAUCGCUUCUUCCAAUGACCUUUGAUGCAAUGACGACGGAAGCUUCACAGCCGGUGCUUUACAGAGCGCCUGCGGCAGUUGAUGUGUACGCAGCAAAGUCGACUGAAAACAUUCUCCAGAAACAAGCUUCCUUUGAGAAAGUACUCAGCAGUAGCACCACACAUUCUCCGCCCCUUUCGCAGCUGUCUCUAUGUCUGAGCAAAGUUGAUGAAGGUUCCAAAUCUACGCUCCCUGUUCAGGGGGACCUACCGCCUCCUGAACGCUCUCCUCAACCCGGCCUUACCUUUGAUGCUACUGACCUAACCCUCUGCAGUGGAGUAUCCCCACCGCCAUUGCUCCCGGUGAAACCAGAGCAUGUCGAGCACGUUCUGACGAGCGGAAUACGAAUGAUCAAAUAUCCAUCAAAAGCGUCAUCUCGUCCAGCAGAGAGACAUAUUCGAGUUGAUCUCCAGUCGCUUCAAAUCUUUUGGGAAUCAAAAAAGAAGAAGUCACAUCAAUCUUCAGUGGAUCUACAUGCCGUUCGUGAGAUACGUCUGGGUCAAAACACAAAAGGCUUCGAGCUGCAUGGGAAACGACCAGAAUAUGAGGAUCGAGCAUUCACAGUCAUUUAUGUUGCUUCUGGCGAGUACAAGAUGCUAAAUCUCGUUGCGCCAUCGAAAGAAGACGCCGCAUUGUGGAUAUCGGGACUGCAUAUGCUCAUUGCCCAAUCGGAUCUCACGGAUGGAGAUCCGGCAAGAGUAUCGCAAAAUAUGAGUACUUGGCUACGAAAAAGAUGGCACGAGGCAGACACGUCGGGAGAUGGCAAGCUUGAUCUUGACGAGGUUACUGCGUUAAUGAAGAAACUGAACAUUCGUCUGUCAAAGAGUGAAGUGAAGAGCACCUUCAAAAGUGCGAAUGUUGGUAAAGAGGGUUGUUUGAACUUUCCAGCUUUUGAGCGAUUGUAUCGGAUGCUCCGAUUCCGCCCAGAAGUGAGCGAAUUGUUUUCGUCAUUGUCCAGAACAAAAACAUCGGUCAUAACAUACGAGGAGUUCCAAGACUUUGUCAAGAAUAUUCAAAAGAACGAAUGGACGGAAGAGCGAUGCUUGGAUAUCUACCAGAAGUACGCAGCUCCUGACGGCGGUCAAAUGAGUGUUGAUCACUUCUCAGCCUUUUUACUUUCGGCCAACAAUGCAAUUUUCCGAAAGUCGCAUACUGUUGUGUUCCAAGAUAUGACGCAGCCUUUGACCGACUACUACAUCAAUACUUCACAUAACACGUACCUUUUAAAGGAUCAACUUACUGGCGAAAGUUCUGUUGAAGGCUACAUCCGUGCACUCCAGAGGGGUUGUCGAUGUGUGGAAUUGGACUGUUACGACGGUCCAAACGGGUCCCCUGUUAUCUAUCAUGGACGUACACUUGUUUCCAAGUUGCUGUUCAAAGAUGUGAUUGAUGCAAUCGCCAAAUACGCGUUUGUAGCCAGUCCAUAUCCUCUCACGCUGUCAUUAGAGUCCCAUUGUGGACUUGAACAGCAGGCUGUCAUGGCCAAAAUUCUGAAGGAUGCACUUGGUGAUGCUUUGUUACAGAGGCCACUCGCAGAAAAUGAGACAGCGCUACCAUCACCGGAGGCCUUGAAAAACAAGAUCAUCAUCAAGGGUAAACUUUUUCCGUCGAAUGCCUCGGAAGAUGACACCGAUUACGAGACGGAAGAUGAGGACGGGGAACAACAAGAAGGCCCAAUUCAGCAAAUGGCAAAUAUAACCGACUUGCCGUUGAGCACUGCACCCAUGAUUUCCCGCCAAGUGAAUCGCAAAAUAGUCAUAGCUACUAGCCCUGUAGAUGACGUGGAAAUCGGAGUGCGGCGACGGACAUCCGAUGAGGAUGUAGGGUUGACACGCAAAAAAUCCUCUCCGCGUAUGGCACGGAAAUACGUUGCGGCAAAGACGUUAUCCGACUUGUUGAUCUACUGUAAAGGCGUGCAUUUUGCCAGCUUUGCAACGGCAUUAGAGAAGUUUGACUUUGAUCAUAUGUGCUCACUUUCCGAGAAGAAGUCCCUAGCUCUACUCCAGCGGCAAAAGAAAGAGUAUAUCGAUCACACCAAGCGUUAUCUGACUCGAAUAUAUCCUGCCGGUAUAAGGGUAAAUUCGUCAAACUACGACCCAUUGCCUCAUUGGCAAGUGGGGGCACAGAUGGUUGCGAUGAACUAUCAAACAUUUGAUAAGGGCAUGCAGCUGAAUCAUGCCAUGUUCAACCUUAACGGUCGAUGCGGCUAUGUCCUCAAGCCGUCCUUCCUACGUCGCGGACAACCUGCUGUGAGUCCAGUACCUGUCAUGCUGAAUGUGAAGAUCAUAUCGGGACAACAGCUACCAAAACCAAAAGAUAGUACUGGGAGUACGGUUAUUGACCCAUACGUAGAGGUUGAGAUCGUCGGCAGCGAGGUUGACACAGCCCGGUUCCGUACACGAGCAAUUAAUAACAAUGGGUUCAAUCCCAUGUGGAAGGAAGAAUUCCGCUUCAUCAUAACCGAUCGUGAAUUGGCAUUUCUGAGGUUCUCAAUUUUCGAUAUGGAUGUCAAGCUCACCAAUGAUUUCAUUGGUUCUUAUACAAUACCUGUUCAGAGUCUUAAACAAGGCUACCGACACGUUCCACUGUACAAUUGGAAGGGCGAUUUAGUUCGAUUCUCUUCUCUCUUUGUUUGUCUCAGUAUCCAACCCAUCGCCACUCAAACCGCUUCUCCACCCGCUAGUCCCUCCCUGGGACGAUCGUAUCCAAAAUCGAAUGGGGAGGGCGGGGCGAAUGCCAACGGACACGUUGAAACGAAACGAACGUCAGGAUCGGAUGCAAAAUCACCGAGUAGAACAGCAUCCGGCUCGGACGCGUCCGCACCCCGGCAGCGGAAUUUGUCAUUGGGAUCCCUUGCCAGUGGUGCACUUGGAUUGCGAUGAUCUGUCAUUAAUUUUGGUUGCUCGAACGCAGGCUGAUGCAGUGCAUUUUUUAGUUUUCUCUGUUGCGUUGGGGAGGUUGUAAUAGCAAAAUAGCUUAGCUGGCGGUUUUGCACUGAGGAUACCCUGUAGUUUUCUUGUUUGUUGAGCAAGAUUUAAAUAGCACUAGACUUUUUGCGUUGAGCUUUCGAUAUCCAGAACUAAAGCUUUGAAAUGUGGUUAAUUGUGG
Messenger RNA from Spizellomyces punctatus DAOM BR117, 3597 nucleotides. Its product is annotated as phosphatidylinositol phospholipase C. Gene Ontology annotation, molecular function: phosphatidylinositol-4,5-bisphosphate phospholipase C activity; calcium ion binding. NCBI's taxonomy places the organism in Eukaryota, Fungi, Chytridiomycota, Chytridiomycetes, Spizellomycetales, Spizellomycetaceae. Gene Ontology annotation, biological process: lipid metabolic process; phosphatidylinositol-mediated signaling. The transcript has 16 exons. The coding region runs from base 465 to 3371 and encodes 968 amino acids. The record is from RefSeq and is a predicted model, not a curated record.